This is a messenger RNA of Olea europaea var. sylvestris, 862 nucleotides long. RefSeq names its product cytochrome P450 71B9-like. The record is from RefSeq and is a predicted model, not a curated record. NCBI's taxonomy places the organism in Eukaryota, Viridiplantae, Streptophyta, Magnoliopsida, Lamiales, Oleaceae. The transcript has 2 exons. Gene Ontology annotation, molecular function: heme binding; oxidoreductase activity, acting on paired donors, with incorporation or reduction of molecular oxygen; iron ion binding. Bases 23 to 640 code for a protein of 205 amino acids.
GGAUCAUAUAAAAGCAGUACUCAUGAAUAUAUUUGUUGGUGGAACGGACACGAGUGCAGCAACGAUAAUUUGGGCAAUGACAGGCCUGAUAAAGACUCCAAACGCGAUGAAGAAAGUACAGGAAGAAAUCAGAGAUCAGGUUGGAAAUAAAGGUCGAGUGGACGAAGAUGAUUUGGGGAAACUUCCCUAUCUAAAGGCAGUACUAAAGGAGACUUUGAGAUUGUACCCUCCAACUCCACUUCUAUUGCCAAGAGAAACAAUGAAAAGCUGCGUUAUAGAGGGAUAUGAAAUCCAACCCAAAAUCAUAGUUUACGUCAAUGCAUGGGCCAUUGCAAGAGAUGCUGAGUAUUGGGAAAAUCCCACGGAAUUCUGGCCCGAAAGAUUCUUAAAUAGUUCUGUUGACAUCAAAGGUCAGGAUUUCGAGUUUAUCCCAUUUGGAUCCGGUAGGAGAAACUGCCCCGGGAUGUCUCUAGGACUUGCAACGGUGGAGCUUGCACUUGCCAAUCUUCUCUACUCUUUCGACUGGGAAUUGGCUCGUGGGAUGAAGGCCGAAGAUAUUGACACAGACGUUUUACCAGGAAUUACAAUGCAUAAGAAAAAUGCACUUUGUCUUGUGCCUAGAAACUACUUGUGCACAUAGUGCUCGGUCAGGAAAGAUUUCAGCUUUCAACUAUGUAAAAUAUAGUGAAUUGGUGUGUACCCUUUGAGGUUUGUUGAUUGUUGGCAUUGUUUCAUUGUGAAAUAAUGUUUCUUAGCAUUUGUACUCUUCUCCUUGUAUGCUAGACUGAUUAAAUUCAAAAUAAGUACUUAAUCUACAGUUUCCCUUGUCAGAGAAGAUCAAUACAUGUUUCCUUUUUUUUUU